This is a messenger RNA of Lodderomyces pseudojiufengensis, 2715 nucleotides long. RefSeq lists its product as uncharacterized. The coding region runs from base 1 to 2715 and encodes 904 amino acids. Lineage: Eukaryota; Fungi; Ascomycota; Pichiomycetes; Serinales; Debaryomycetaceae. The transcript has a single exon. The record is from RefSeq and is a predicted model, not a curated record.
AUGGAAAAUUUAACAAAAGAAGAAGGAUUAAGAUCAUCAUCAUCAUUCAAAACUCCAAAAGAAUUACUAUUAGAAUUACACCAAUUUACAACCAGUCAGAAUGACUCAUUUAUAGAGAUAUUAGGAUUAAUAAAAUCGUUCUCUAAUUCAACCAACACUAAUAAUACCAUUAAUACUACUACUGCUACUUCAACUUCAUCUAUUGCAUCUGUUGCUAGAGGAUUAUAUACAAAAAAUAAUGAAUUAAAUAAAAUCAUUUCUAAUGUUCUACGAAAUAUAAUUGAUGAAAAACAAUCAUUUAAAAAUUUGAUAAAUGAAUUUAUAUUGAUAUUUGAUAAUAAUUAUAUAAUUUUAAUUAACAAAUAUUUGAAAAGGUUAAAAGAUCUUGAAGUUAAUGAUAAUUUUAUUUUUGAAAAAUUAAAUUCACCUAUAAUUCAACAAAUUAGUUUUAUUCAGAGUUUUGUUGAAAAGUGUGUACUAAAUUUAAGAAAUCCAUUCAUAAUUGAAAAAUUAAAAAGUAUCAGUUUACAAUUGACUCAAUUAAAUGAACAAAAUCAAAAUGAUAAUUUGCUUAAACAAUUAAAUAACAUUAAAUUUGAUCAUAUUCAAUCAUUUGAUUCAUCAUCGAUUGUUUCUAGUUAUUUUACUAUUGAUCAAAUCAAAGAUAGGACUGGUACUUCAAAGAUUUAUAUGAAUAACAAUUUGAUUGAAUUAAUAUUACUAGAUUUAAACAAUGGAAUAGAUUAUAAUGCAUUAGCUAUUGUAUCAAUAAAUGAAAAUGAAGGAGAAAUUGUUAAAAAUUUAAUAUAUCCACCUUUUCGUAUUAAUGAAUUAUCACUAUCUUCAUGGAAAAAUGAAAUUUACCUAAAGAUGAUUAAUUUUAAAGGAGAUGAAGAUUAUAAUUUAAUGAUUCUAAAUUUCCAAAAUCAAGAAUUAUGUGAUUCAUGGGUUGAUAAAAUUUCAAAAAUAUGUCCAUUAGAAAGGAAUAAUUCACCAUUAAGUGAGAAUUUUUUAAUUGAAUCACCAACAAAGCCAAAUAAUUUAUCAGGACUAGGUAUUAACCUAGUUACAGAUUCAGAACAUAAAAGAUAUUUAUCAUCAUCAGAAGAAACUCUUGUAUUAAAUAAAAAUUCAAUCAUUUCAUCCCCAAUUAAAAAACCUAGAGCUGAUUCAUUUGUAUCUCAAUAUGAUAAAUCAUUACCAAUUAUUAAAAAGACAAUCACCAAUAACUAUGAACAAGAACAAGACGAUGAUGAAAAAUUAUUUCGAAUAAUUAAUAGAAGAAAAACAUCAGAAGAUUAUCUGGAUGAAUCAAAAGAAAGACCAAUUUCAUCACAAGCUGAAUUUUGUUCACCAGAAAGUAUUGAAUCAAUACAUGAUCCAAUAAAUUUACAACCUAUUCAACCUGUUUAUAAACAAGAUUGUUAUUCAGUACCUGAUUUAAGAAAUAAUAAUCCUUCCAGAUUAUAUCAAUUAUCAACUGGUUCAGCUAUUGAUAUUUCAAAUUUUGGUAAAAGUCAUCAACCUGAGUUUAAACCACCAAAGAAGAAAUCUGGAUUUUUUCAACUUUUCAAAAAGAAUUCAUCAAAAAUUGAUAUAAAUUCAUCUAAAUCAGAUAUAAAUUCAUCUAAAUCAGAAAUAACAACUUUAAAUAAUAAUGAUUCAAAACCUUCAAUUAAUGAAAUAUCAACACCUCCUCAAACACCACCUCAAUAUGAUGCAAAUCCAGAAAAAUCAAUGACAAGAUCAGUAUCUAAAAUCCCAGCACCAUUUGCAUUACCAUCAUCUACAUCAACUUAUUUUUUCAAACAACCAAAUUGUAGUGUUUUAUCAACUGAUCAAACUAAUGAAGAUUCUGAAAAUGAUUUAAUUAUACCUCAAAAUUUAAAAAAUCAAAUAAAUCUGGAUUUAACAAAAGAUUAUUAUAUAUCAGAAUCAAUACCAAAAAAUUUUAAAAUUUCAAAAUGGAAACAAAAAUAUGGGAAAUGGGAAAUGAUAACUACAUCAGAAUCAAUAUUUGUAAAGAUUGUAAUUGAUUCAGAAAAUAAUAAUUGUUGGUUAAUUAUAUUUAAGGAGGUAAUUGAAAAUUUAGAAAUUAUUGAUAAACCAGUGUUAUUGUUAGAUAUUAAUAAUCAAACAAAAAUUAGAUUAUCAUCGCCAUUAGAUUUACAAAUUAAUACAAAAAAUUCAAUAACUAAUGAGAAUCAAUUAAUAAUGAUUAGAUGUAAAACAAAUUUAAUAAUUGAAAAUUUACAAUUCAAUUUAAAUAAUGUUUUAAAUUUAUUACCUUCAACUAUAAGUUAUAAUUCAAUAAGUACUAUAACAUCAUCAAUAAUGGAUAAUCAAAGUCAAAGUAAAUCAUCAACUUUUUCAAGUUUAAAUUCAAUUUUAAAUAAUGAUAAAGACAAUUUAAAAUUAGAAAUGAUUAUAAGAUUACAAAAAAAUUUAGAUUCUUCACGGUUAAAUAAUCCAUCAUCUUGGGAAAUUAUAUCAAUGAUGAAAAUUUUAAUUUUUAAAAAUUUUGAAGGUGGAUUUAAUUUUAAAUUCUAUAAUGAAUUAAAUGAAUUAAAAUAUAAUUGGGAAUUUUCAAGUAGCUCUAAAAAUUUUAAAAAAAUUGGUAAAGCUGGUUUAUUAAUUCAAUUAGAUAAUAAUGAAAUUUUUAUGAUUGAAUGUAAAGGUAAAAAAGAAUUUAAAAAUUUAUAUGAAAUAUUUUAA